Messenger RNA from Clunio marinus, 2700 nucleotides. NCBI's taxonomy places the organism in Eukaryota, Metazoa, Arthropoda, Insecta, Diptera, Chironomidae. The record is from the annotation of a GenBank genome assembly.
UUGAUUUCAUAAUAAUAGAGUGAAAACCGAACGAAAAAGCAAUUUGUUACUUGCAAAAAUUUGUGUUUCGUAUUUUUUGUGGUCAUUUUGUGCAAUGCAAUAAAAAGAAUUUGCCAUUUAUGCUUUUUAAUUAAGUGUUUUCAUACAAGUGCUGGAACAAUAAGGAUUAUAAGAAAAUUUAAAGCAUUUCAUCACAUGUUGACUUGAUUCAACAUUUGACAUAAAAUACAAACUGAAGUCAGAUUUGAAGAAAGAUGCAAGUUCAAGAGCUAUUUCAAUACACCGCAUAAGAAAAAGCGUUCAAUAUAAGUUUUCAACAGCAUUGGGGUGGUCGACCACCUCAGGAAACUGACCUUCUGGCCACAAUGAGCAUGUUCGAUCAAAUCAAAACUGAACCUCUUCAUUUUUAUCAAUCGUCAUGUCCUCAACAACUAUCAGCUCAAAUCACGCCACAGCAAAUUCAUCAAGCAACAGCAGCAGUAUUGCAACAAAAUCUUAUUCAAAAUCAUCAGCAUGCGACUGUUAUCACUUUGAAUGAUGAGAAAAAUAAUGUUCAAGCAAACAACACCGACGUUAUUAUCCCGACACUCGUCGAUCACAUCAAACCAGAGAUAAUAAAUAUAACAUCGCAACCGAACAUGCAUCAAACACACGCUUCAAGUGGAAUGACUCAUACAAUUUCAUCUUCAAGAGCCAGUAAACCUCAAGCUUGUAAGGUUUGUGGGAAAGUUCUAUCAUCUGCAAGCAGCUAUUACGUUCACAUGAAGCUUCAUUCUGGAAUGAAACCAUUUCAAUGUUCAGUCUGUGAUGCUGCUUUUUGUCGGAAGCCUUAUUUGGAAGUUCAUAUGAGAACACAUACAGGAGAGCGACCAUUUGGAUGCGAUAUUUGUUUGAAGCGUUUUAGUCAGAAAUCAUCUUUAAAUACACAUAAACGAAUUCAUACAGAUACAAUCCAAGAUCGUCCUUUUCAAUGUAGCCAAUGCCCUUCAGCUUUUUCACGGAAACCUUACCUUGAUAUUCACAUGAGAACGCACACUGGAGAACGGCCAUUUCAAUGUGGAAUUUGUUUGAAGAGAUUCAGUCAGAAGUCGUCACUAAACAUACAUAAAACAAUUCACUCGGCGGGUCAUCGUCCAUUUCAAUGUACUCAAUGCCCAGCAGCUUUCUGUCGUAAGCCAUACUUGGAUAUUCAUUUGCGGACGCACACAGGAGAACGACCUUUUGAGUGUGAUUUGUGCCUCAAGAAAUUCUCUCAAAGAUCAACAUUAAAUAUUCACAAAAGGAUUCAUACAGUACAAGGACGACCUUUCCAGUGCACAGAAUGCCCAGCAGCAUUUUGUCGCAAGCCUUAUCUUGAUAUUCACAACAGAAUUCACACAGGGGAGAAACCUUUUGUUUGCGAAGUUUGCUGCAAAAGAUUCACUCAAAAGUCAUCUCUUAAUAUUCAUAAUCGAAUUCAUACAGGAGUCAAACCUUAUGCUUGCGAUAUUUGUUCGAAAACAUUCUCAGUGAAAAGUUAUGUAACAGCUCAUCGAUGGUCGCAUGUGUCGGAGAAGCCUUUAAGCUGUGAAAGAUGUUCAAUGACAUUCACGAGUAAAAGUCAAUUUGCAAUUCACAUUCGAACUCAUUCUGCAGGUCAGAACUUUGAAUGUAAUUUAUGUGGAAGGACUUUUAUUCGUGAUAGUUAUCUGAUAAGGCAUCACAAUCGAGUGCACAGGGAUCGAGUACAAACUUCAAGUAUAAAUGCAACGAUAAAUGCUGUUGUGGCACAAGCGGCUGGUGUAAGUUCACCAAAUGAUGUCUUUGAUAGCAAUGGACAAAUAGGUGAUUUGAGCCGCUAUGUAUCAAGUCUUGCAACAUCAGCGGUUCGCCAACAAAAUCGAAUUAUUCAAAGAAAUCUUCAACAGCAGCCAUCAAUAAUUAUUCCUACUCAAUUAACCCAAGCCAUUGAUAGUAAAGAAAAUGUACAAGCGCAAAUCCAUAGCGUCAUUCUAAGUAAAAGUGGUCCAUGAAAUGUCAACAUAUCUUAUCCUCCCGUCACUGUUGAUACUUAUUUGGUGAGAAAAUCAUGAAUCACAAGGAAAGAUGAGAAAUUUUUCGAAAAUAAAUCAUUUGAUAAACUGAAUGAUUUGCUUUCGGACACUUCCUGACACAUCGUAGAUGAUAAUGAAUUAAAAUGACUAUCAAGCACCGCGCAAUUUAUUAUUCAACGCAAAUUUAGUGAACCUCUAGUCAUUAAAAGAAAUUAAUAUUAAUAACUUUAUAUUUUCCAGAACUUUUCUAAAUGCGCACAAGCAAAAAACUUUUUUCCUUUAUUUCAGUUUAGUUUUAAUUAAAUUUCGUGAUGAUAAGAAAUCAUUUUGAAUGAUGUAAAGCUGGUUAAAAUAUAUUUCUAUGAAACCUCAUUUAUUCUUUAAAGAUCUCACUGUUACCAAUCGUUCUGUUGCCAUGAAAAAGGCCAUCAAAGGAAAGAAAAACUAUUUUAACUUUUAAAAAUCUACGAAGCCAUAAAAUGCACAAUAAAUAAAGUAAGUGCAAAACAUUUAUAAAACAAGACUAAUGAGAUAAAUAAAUAAAUAAUGUCGUAGUUUGCAAUGUAGAAAGUCUUAUCUAGAAAUGACAAGAGAAAUUAAUGAAACGAUCCUUUCUGUAACAAUUAUCUAAUAAUAAUAAAAACUGAAAAACUUUUGGAAAUAAAAA